UCAUGACACACGGAGUACAAUGUGGUGUAGAUAUGUAGGAGAUUAUUGGGGGAUCACCUGAAAGGAUGAUAGAAUCUGGAGGAACAGGUAGCGGGUGUGACCGGUCAGGGCUGCUUUAUAUAUAAAGGCCCUUUCCAACUGCCUUUCAUUGAUACACAACACCUUACAGUCUGAGGAGCGUCUUGGGAACAAACCUGGGAAAAACAGGACUUUUUAUCUGCAGUGGGACAGGAGUCUGUCAUCCGCUUCCCUCAACAGAACAACAUGGCACGGUCAAAACUGGGAGCUAGGACCCCCGUAGUGGAAGCAGCUCUGGGAUUUGCACUGGGAGCCGUGGGAGGCUGUAUGCUGGGAGCCACAGAGGACCCAGUGGAAAAGAUCAUGGCGGUGAUGACCUCAGAGCCACAGGGCCUGAUGAAGCCAAUGACGGAUGAAAUCAACACUGUGGGCGCUCUAGGACUGGGCACCCUGGUGGGAGCCACGGCGCUCACCAUGGCAAUGACCUCAGUAGUAGCUGGGGUGAUCCUGGCUGCAGCUGUAGCUUCAAUAUUCGUGGCCACGAGGAGCUGCAUUCCCUCCCAGACAGAGUACAUUGGACUGUGGGCGUCAGCUGGACUGGCAGGGGCCUUUGGUACCACGCUCAGUGGAGCCACGCUGGGAGCCGCUACUGAAUGGAUUGUGAUGAAUUCUGGCAUGGUUGGACUGCUUUUGGCAUUGAGCAUUUUCACCAUGCUCAAACCGCCUCUCCACUUCUUACUUAAGAUCAUCUGGCAGCAAGGAGAAGCGUGCUGCAUUCAGAGACCAGUAGCUUUGAUCAGAGAGAGACAACAGAAGGAGAUAGACGCCAGAGAGAUGCAGCAGAGAGAAAGAGUGGCUGUGCAGAUCGAGCAAAGGAUCCUCAUGCUGGACAAGGGAGGAACAGAAUACGGGACGGACGAUGGCACAAUGUGGAAGGCUGAGCAAAGGCUGAGAACAGAGAUAGAGAGGGAGCGGAGAGAGAAAGAAGAAGAAGAGAUGGAGCAAAGAACCAUCCAAGAGUGGAUCAAUGAUGUGGUGCUGAAACACGUGGACUUCCUGGCGUUUUCAGGGAUACCAAUGACACUGUUGGCCAUAGUCACAUCAGUGUUUGGGGUUCUUGGUUACGGGGGCCACCAAUCUGUGUUCAUAGCACUUUUGGCUUUGGUCACAGUCAUAGCCUAUAUCUUAUUGAAAUCAACCAACUUUAAGUUUUGGAUGUUGGCAGGGUGCAUGGGACUGCUUGCCACUUUUGUCAUCGCUGUGCUCACGUUACAUGCCGGACAGGAGGUUGUGGCAGCGUCUAUGAAAAUGCGAGCAGCAGGACAGGGCCGGUCUAGAGAAGACGUCAGUGCUCAUAUGAACUACCGGUCAGCUCUGGAGGCCUUGAGUGCAGGGUUUUUUGUGGCAAAGAUGUGCCAGUUGGGUUUAGGGGCUACAGUGGGGGGACCUUUGGUGAGGCGAGGAGCUGGAGAGGCGAAAGUCAUAGUGGGGGCAGCUUUAGUAGCAGGAGGUUUAUUAGCAGGAGUGGAGGCUUUAGACCCAGUGUUGGGGAAUGGGGGGAAAGCUGGGGCAUUGCUAGGGGUAGUAGGGGCAGCAGGGGUAUCGGUCGGGGCAGCAGCAGCCCUGGCAGGAGGGUGGUCCUCGUGGUUAGGAACUUUGGGAACCAUAACAGGGCUGGUGGUGGGGGCGCUCAGCAUGGGGAGGUGGCAUUUUGUUAACAUUGGACUGCAGGUGCCUGUGGCCUAUGUCUUUGCUAUGGUCAAUCCAUUUUAACAGAGCACUUACCAGCUUCAGAUACACUUAGGCAUUCUGUCAACCCAUGCUGUCAAGGCACUGUGAAGAGUUGUAACUUGUUAGCUUGCAGUAGUAUGUAUGGGAGCUAUACCUAUUUGUAUCAGGUAUCCUAAUUUAAAGUGAUAGUUUACCUGUGUUUUGAAAAAUAUGAUAUUAUCUGACUUUCCCCCAGCUGUUCUGUAGGACAGGACAUGUAAAAUUGACAUUCAAAGUUCAAAGUUCAAAAGUUUCAUGAAAAUGAAAAUGAUCUGCUCUCAUGUGUUUCUCCUCAAGUUUGGAUGCUACUGUGGCCAUAACUUUAGCACCUGCUGGUUUUGUCUUUGCUAGCUGCAACUGCAAAAGCUUUAAGU
Molecule: messenger RNA, 2162 nt
Organism: Myripristis murdjan (pinecone soldierfish)
Lineage: Eukaryota; Metazoa; Chordata; Actinopteri; Holocentriformes; Holocentridae
Exons: 2
Coding region: 265-1791 (508 amino acids)
Source: RefSeq, a predicted model, not a curated record